UGAAAACAACGGCACUUGGAAGAAAAAUUAUAGCGUCCCUUGCAGCGUGCCUGGCACUUAUUGUGAAAAAACUCACAAAUUCGAAUACAAAUUUGUAUUUAAACAGGCUAAAUCAGCGCGUGAGUAGCACCUGUACGGAUAUAUCUGUCUACGUUAAAAGGAUCACUGCGAAAAUGACGCUAUCGACCUUGGCGUCGUUUGAUGAUCUGCGGCGUUGCAUGCAAGUGCUGACCGACGGCACUGCUGAGGAGGAGUUUCUACGGUUCCUGCGGAUGUUCGAGCAGUACCAUGAAAAGUGCGCAGGGUAUGCGGCGGAAACCGCGAGGAUACAAAAUGAGCUGGAUAAAUCCCUUACCAAGAUGGGCGAUCUGGAGGGCAAGCUGUUUCACGCCCGCCGCAUCAUCGAUAUGGAGAUCAAGGCUCGCCGCCAGGCCGAGCAUGAGAGGGAUACCAUGGAAAGCAAGAUAGUGGCUGUGGCCGAUCUGUUGCGGCACGAGCGCAAUCUGAACAACGAGACACGCGAUAAGCUGGCCUUUAUUCACACAUUGCCGUCAUCCCGGAAGCGCAAGUCUCUGAACGCUGUCAGGGAGGACAAAUCUUAUGGAGACAUCAACUCCACAGGCUCGAUGCUGUCCGAUAUGUCGAUCACACAUUCGGAAGACGACUUUCUAGACGUGCGCCGGUCCAAGUCCUGGCGCGAGCAUCGACCCUCGUUACCCAAGAAUCCGAUCCCCAGUGUGGGCAACAAGAGAUCGCGGAUAAGUACCGGAUUGAAUGGCAGCAUGUCGACACACACGCCAACUACGACUAAGAUGCGGCGCUCGGGUGCUGGCAUAGGCGUGGAACAGCAUACAGUGAAUGUGGGUCAGGGCGCUGAGCGCUUUUGUGCUACCACCAAGGUCACCAUACCCCAGGAUGGGCAGGGAGUAAUCCGUGCAGAGUCAACCAUUGAGUCGGUGCCAGUAAAUGGUGGCCCUGGAAGGAUUGCUGAUGGCUUGGUAUCGACGCCUCGACGCUCUGCCUUUAAAGAGGCCACAGCUCCACCCCUAACUCCGCUGAAUGCCAUGGCACCACAUGUGCUAGCCGAAUUGGGUACACCAAGUCAGACACAUCGUCCAAUGAUGAGGAAUCACACCUUCAGCCAGAAGACCUUUUUGCGCGGUGACAAUUGUGUGCAGUGCCAGAAGCGCAUUCGGUUCGGCGCUGUUGGCUUGCGUUGUCGGGAUUGCCCUGUGCGCUGUCACAUUGACUGCCGGUAUCUGCUCACAGUUAGCUGUGUGCCCCAAUCGGGAACACCCACGACCAAAACAAUGACGGGCUACCUCAGUGAUUUUGCACCGUCCAUUGCGCCCAUGAUUCCAGCACUGGUUGUCCAUUGUGUGAAUGAGAUUGAGGCGCGCGGCCUCACCGAAGUGGGGCUUUAUCGCGUGUCCUCAUCGGAGCGGGAGUACAAAGCCCUGAAGGAGCAAUUCUUGCGAGGCAAGGCCACCCCACAUUUGGGCAACACGGAUAUCUAUGUGCUAUGCUGCUGUGUGAAGGAUUUCCUGAGGUCUCUCGUGGAGCCUCUCAUACCCACCGGCCAGUGGAAAGAUUUUGCCAACGCUGUUCAAAAUCCAGACACUUCCAUGUCUCAGGAGAUGCUGUACAAGUCUGUAAAGCAGAUGCCCCAGGCCAAUCGGGAUACGCUGGCCUUCCUAAUACUACAUUUCCAGCGCAUUGCUCAAUGCCCUGUGGUGCUGAUGCCGAUCGAUAAUAUCUCGCUUAUCUUUGGACCCACCAUUGUGGGGUACUCAUCGCCAGAUCCCGAUCAGCAUGCCAUCUACACAGAGGUCUUUACGCAGAAGCAGGUGAUGAAAGCAUUGCUCGAGCUGCCAGUCACAUUUUGGGAGCAAUAUAUUGUGAUAGACUCGAAUGCGCCAGCCACCGUCAAGCGAGUGCCCAGCAGCAACAAGGACUUGCUAUCAAUAUAUGCAACUCCUUUCAAGGGCACCAUCAAGAAACGCAAGUUCUACGGUACGCCGCCUGCAUCUGCCCACAAGAAAUGAACUUGGGUACCUUUCCUCGGCGAAAGCAAACCCCCUGACACGUUACUUAAGUUUACUACAAGUAUUUCAGUUUUUGUUUCCGGCCAGCAGCCAUACACACAAAGAGCUAUAGUAAUAUGGUUAUUCGUAUGUGCAUUUAACUAACAUUGUCUAGAGAAGUUUUUCUUUAUAAUUACCCAUUUCAAUUAUAAAAUAGAAGACUUUAUUAACACUAACAUAAGUAUAUACUUGCUCGCAAUGAGAAAUAAAGUAUGAUUACGCAUCCAA
Drosophila obscura is the source of this 2312-nucleotide messenger RNA. RefSeq names its product rac GTPase-activating protein 1 (gene tum). The transcript is spliced from 4 exons. NCBI's taxonomy places the organism in Eukaryota, Metazoa, Arthropoda, Insecta, Diptera, Drosophilidae. Bases 174 to 2045 code for a protein of 623 amino acids. The record is from RefSeq and is a predicted model, not a curated record. Gene Ontology annotation, biological process: signal transduction.